This is a messenger RNA of Triticum turgidum subsp. durum (durum wheat), 912 nucleotides long. Lineage: Eukaryota; Viridiplantae; Streptophyta; Magnoliopsida; Poales; Poaceae. The record is from the annotation of a GenBank genome assembly.
AUGAACAACCUUUUGACGGAUUCUUUUGAAAUGGACGCGAAGCCCCCAAAGGAGAGGGACAUCGAGAUGGGGCGCCAGAACUCCAAGGACAAAUCAGAUUAUGGACUCGAAGACUUCUUCAAAGAGGUCAAAGAGAUCGAGAUGCUGCUGGACAAGAUGUCUAAUAUAGUUCAGAAACUUCAGGAAGCCAACGAGGAGUCAAAAUCAGCCACUAAGGCCUCUGCAAUGAAAGCAAUCAAGGGACGCAUGGAGAAAGACAUCGAUGAAGUGGGGAAGAUCGCACGAAGCAUAAAAGUGAAGCUAGAGCAAAUGGACAGAAAUAAUCUUGCUAACAGGAAGAAGCCAGGUUGUGGGAAGGGCACAAGUGUAGAUCGAUCGAGGAUGUCGAUGACCAUUGCACUGAAGAAGAGGCUUAAAGAAAGAAUGAACGAUUUCCAGAAUUUGAGGCAAACUAUCCAGCAAGAGUAUCGAGAAGUCGUUGAGAGAAGGUUCUUCACAGUCACUGGAACAAAGCCUUCUGAUGAGGUGAUUGAUAACCUCAUUGAGACCGGAAGCAGCGAGCAGAUCUUUGAGAAGGCUAUUCAAGGAAUCGGCCGAGGGCAGAUUAUGGCCACGGUUGAAGAAAUUCAGGAACGGCAUGAUGUAGUGGUGGAUAUUGAAAAAAAGCUUCUAGAAUUGCAACAGAUUUUUGCAGACAUGGCAGCGCUUGUCGAUGCACAAGGAGAGAUAUUGGAUAACAUAGAGAGCCAGGUUCAGAAUGCUGUAAACCACGUGCAAACUGGGACCGAAGCGUUGCGCAGCGCCAAGAGCCUGCAGAAGAAGUCAAGGAAGUGCAUGAUGAUCGCAAUUAUCAUGCUUCUCAUCAUCGCGGUGAUUAUCGUGCUUUCAGUUCUAAAGCCUUGGGCUAAGUAG